Molecule: messenger RNA, 503 nt
Organism: Branchiostoma belcheri (Belcher's lancelet)
Lineage: Eukaryota; Metazoa; Chordata; Leptocardii; Amphioxiformes; Branchiostomatidae
Product: Purkinje cell protein 4-like protein 1
Exons: 4
Coding region: 190-465 (91 amino acids)
Source: RefSeq, a predicted model, not a curated record
AUCACCCCGCCUGUGGAACGGUUCCAGGGUUCCAAGGCGCAGACGGCAGCAUUUAACAGGUGGCACUGGUAGGAUCCGCACCCGAGCAAGUCUCCAGAAGGUGUUCUUCAGUGACAACUGACACGACGGUCUGUAACAAACGCCGGCAUCUACACAUCAGGAUACGCCAGCUACUGGACAUUCAGCACCAUGGACAAGUCCCAAGACGCCAUGUUUAACAAGUCCAUGAGCGUGGACGCGCGGAGCUGUCCUGACGACGCCGCCGACUCCACUGUGGAACUCCGUCUGAACGAUUCCGCAAUGGCCCGGAAGUCCAAGAGCGUGGAGGAGAGGCCCAACCAGGAGGAGGAGAUCGACAUUGACCUGGAUGACCCGGAAACGGAAAAGGCAGCCCUGGCCAUCCAGACCCAGUACAAGAACUUCAAGCUGAAGAAGGACAAAAAGUCCGCCUCCACCUCCACCUGAUUCCACGGUGUGCGAGCGCUGGGGUGUGCGUAACUCUC